AUGAGUCUGUACGGGUCUCAGAAGGCUCUCAACAUGAGCGGGACUGUCAUCAGGUCCGGGUCCAGAGGCGACCUAACCGGAGGCAUGACCCAGCAGUACGCGCGGAGCGAGGUCAUACGCGGAAGCGGUAAUGGAUUCGAUCCCUACAUGGAAGGAUACAACACCUACACCUUCUCCAAGUCCUCCAUGGGCGGCAUGGGAAGCGGCGGUGGCGGUAUGGUGAUGAGCGGCGGCGGCGGCGGCGGUGGUGGAGGCGGUAUGAUGAUGAGCGGCGGUGGAGGCGGCGGAGGCGCGAUGAUGAUGAGCGGCGGAGGCGGCAUGAUGAGCGGUGGAGGCGGAAUGAGGUACGACUCCAUGAUCGUUACACCUAUUUAACCUUUGACCCCUCUGGCUGACACCUGUUACCUCUCUACAGUCGAUCCAGGAACUUCUUGUCAUGAAAUAUUAAUCCUGACAGAUGAUCAUAUCCCAGCAUUCACUCGCUCCUCCUGCACACCCUGAGCACACACACACAGAUCUGACAUUUGCAGUUCAAACAGAUAAUUUGCUAAAAUAAAUAUUUCCAGGAAGCAUAAUUACAGAAAAAUAAUCCUCCUCCUCAAACUCUAGACUUUAAAGUUGGACUUUACUCUUGUUGUUCUCUCUUAACUCCUCUCUCCAUGUCUUCAGUUUACUUAAAACAGACCUGGUGUGUGUUUGCCAAGGGAGUAACCUCAUUAUCUGACUCUAAUGUUACAUAAUUAAGAAGUGGCAGUGACAAUAGAGGAGGAUUACACUCUUAGAUGUGUCUCAGUGUUGAAUUGAAGCUGCUGCUGUGUCUGUUUCUGGUGUUUCACAGCAGCUUCCCUCCCUGGAGAGAAACACCGAGUGUGAUUUAUCGCUCACACUGAACUGUUAAGUUCCCUCUGCUGCAACAGUUUAACACACAGUAACCCCAGAAACGUCUGUGUGUCAUUUUUAGACCAUCCACACUGUCACCCACAGGAGAAACAUGUCGCUGUGGGGACAGAGGGGCCUGAUAUGGACUCCUACAUACUUUAUAUGAGGUCAAAGGUGAUGGUUUAAUUCUGAGUUUCACCAAAACAACCAAACUGUGGCGGUUUUUAAAGAGAAAGCCAAUUCUAGAUGCUUGAAAAGACGCCCUUCACUUAUAGCCAGCUGAUGUGACCUUCAUCAGGUAAAUGCAAACUAUGCAGCUCACUUUGAGAUGCGAAAUAGUGCCAAUAAACCCAGCAGGGGGCGCUCCAGAUUUAAAGUGUGCAGCACUUUCAGCACUGUCUCCAAUUUAUGUCAAAACCAUGCACCUACAGAGAGAGAGACUGCAGUUUCAGGACUGCAAUUCUGGGCCCACAUCUACACAUGGUUAGACGUAAAAUAUAGUUAAUUUAAGACCCUAGAAAAGGUCACUGUUGGACCUUAAAAACAAGCUGUUGGUCACCAAGUCGUCAGGGUUUGACCUGCUGAAUACUAAAACUGUGACUGAUAAAUACGACAAAUGCAGCCCUCGCUAAUCCCAGAAAUGAGGUCUUGAAUCUGCAGACUCUGGGCCUGCAAGACUAUGCAACUACAUGAGAUUCAUUGACAGAAUGGAUCUCGAUUUAGUCUUAAAAAACCCAAAUCGUCCGCUCUCUCUACUCAUUACAAACAUGCUGUUACCCUCCACUUUGUUCUUAUUCCAAAUCUUGGACAGUAAAACUGGCGCAGAGGUAAAUCGCUGCACUUUUCCCCCUCUCUCAGUUGAGGUGUGUUAGUUUUAAAGAAGGUUAUUAUAAGACACAUUCUGCACAUACUGUAUCUGAAGUGAUUAGUGACAAGAGUUACGCCUGAAGGCAUGAAGCGCUUUGUGAAGAAACAGCGUCUUUAUUGUUCGCUUGUCAAGUGAAAACCAUUCAUCAAAAAUAUCGUGUUUAUUUACAGAUAGAGUCACGGGCUGGCACGUCGAUCUCACUUUUACUUUCUCUCCAGUUUUGUUCGUAUCAGCUGUGAAGAGACUUUUGAAGCUUCAUGCAUCAAAAUGGGUUCUUUAUGCAUGAAUCACAUCUGUUUGACCGUCUAACCUAACCGCCUCGUUCUCACGUUCUGAUUGGUCCAAGAUACAAAACCCUCUUUAUCAAUGAUCCCUUUGUUAGAGCUGUUUAAAGCGCUUCACUGGAACCAGCGAACACACAUAUGGGAACUAAAGAAAGGACUUCUGUUAUUUUACUACAACCAGAUUCUGAAUUUAUUCAAAGUCAGCUCACAAAUGCACUUUGCAAGAAACUACACCUUAAAAAAACACAAAUAUGAAUCAAUAACAACACUGAAAUUCUUAAAUGUCUUGUUUUUAUGCCUGCAGACACACAUGAAAAUAACAAAACCAAUUAUCUCACAAUAGAAACCAAAGUUAAGACCGGCUCAGAGCCUCCUUUUCAUGUUUGUGGGGCCAAGUUUGCAAAAAUAAAAUCCUUUGCAAGUCAAAUUUAAAUAAAAAUUAAACAACCGCUCACAAUUCUAGAUUUUGCAUCAUUUUAUCACCUUCUGAGACACAAAAUAAACUCUGCCAUGUCUGUUUUUAUUCAUCUGAAAAACCUUAGAUAAGAAGUUUUCAGCUUCAAAAUCAAACCUAGGAUGUUUCUCACAGCCCUCAAUCAAAACAAACUUUAGGAGUUUGAUGUUGUGAUACUUAAGGAUUUAAAAGUUUAUUCGGUGAGCAGAUAGAGAACAAAAACAACCAGCAUACCUGUAAUAUUUCCCUGGACACACCUUUCUAAAUUGAUGCAGCUCAGAGUCGUAACAAAGAGCUUUAAGUUGAUGAGUUUCCUCUGCUGCCCCCUGCAGUGCCUCCAACCUCGGCUCCAUCCACCAGAGAGCCAUGAUCCUGCAGGGUCAGUGCCAGGACUACCUGAAGAGAGCUGAGUUUGCCCUCCAGGUAAGGAGUCACAGUCUGUUUGGUCGCUCUGCUUAUUGACUCAUGUUUCCUGGAGAGGUGUGCAAAUAAAGGCCUGAGUGUCAGAGUUCGUUCUGCAAAACAAAAACUCAUCCAGCUUCAGAAAAAUUACAGAUGAAAACUGAGUAAGUGGAGGAGUUCGCUCUUAUGUGAUUCAGGCUGACAAAGUAUUUCUUUACCUCUCUGUUGGAGCUGGAUUUUUUUGAGUCGUAUUUUAACUCUAAAUGAAUCCAGCGACGGCUGCACGUCGUUAGAGUGAGCUCUGCAAACAUUUACAUAACAUCGCACACAUGCAUCUCCUCAGCGUUUUGUUGAGCAACGACUAGUGAAUUACAUGUUUGCUGUACAGUUUGACACGAGAGCAAAAAAACAGGCCAUCAUUUUUUUUUUAUGCUGGAAUGUCGUCUGUGUGAUUUAUUAGUUUGUUUACCAGCGACCCAACCUCACGACAGUUUUGAAAUGCUAAAUGUCUUCUCUGUGACCUCCUUUUUCCCGGGAUCUGGAGGUUUUCUGCAUGUCAAGACAAAUCUACUUUAGAGUCAGUUCGACAGAAAAACCCAGAGUGUUUUUAACCACGUGAAAAAACAUGCAGAGGAAAUCCUUACCACCUCCAGUUUCAAGAUUUAAAACUUUAAACUUUUAGAGCUUCUUUUGUAAUCUUUGCGGAUGUUGUGUUCGUGCAGCAGGGCGGUAACGCAGGUGACGCGGAGCGCUACAUGGCGAUGGCCAAGGAGACCAUUGAGCAGCUGAAGAGCUGCGCCUUCGACCUGAGGCAGAUGGGACAACCCAACGACAACGUGGUCAGGACGUAAGGAAGACCCCUCUCACCGUUUACAACUUCUACAUUUUACAUUCGUUGACAUACAGAAUAGAGUUUGAAAAUGUCCUCUUUCUCUUCCCGUACCCUCCUCAGUCUGGAGAUGUGCAAAGACCAGCUGAAGGGCGUCCACAUGGCCAUCUCAGGCACCAUGACCAGGAGGAGGAGCAACAGAGGGAGCGCUAGUGGCUGGGAGGAGCCUUCGAGGAGCUUCCAGGACGCCAUGGGCUGGAUUUCACAACAAAAGGUUCGAGGCCAACACACACACACACACACACACACACACACACAAACACACACUUGGAGAGCUCUGCAGUGCUUCUUCUUGCAGGGUUAUGCAGAGCUGCAGGGUUUAUGAAGUCCUCAGAAAAAUCUCGAGAGUCGGUGUGAUUCAAAUCUUCAUCUUUUACCUCCAUCGGGAUCCUGUCACCAUCGCUGAUACACAGCAGAUGUAAACGUCAAUUAAACUUAAAUAAUAUAGAUUUUUUUUGUGUGUUUUUAUUUUAGGAUUUGAUUUAAAAGGGGUCCUGAAUAUAAGGACAUUUUAAUCUCACUGUAUCAAGAAGAAACAAAGCGGUAGAUUUAUACAAUAUGAGACAUUUGAAAGAAUAGAUUCACACCCUUUCUGCUGUUAUCGUACCAUGCAUGUUUGUUAGUGAUGCCAAAUAGUUGCACAAAGACAAAUCUGUUAGCCUGAGUGCAUGGUGCAAAAAUAGUUUUCUCCAAAUCUGUAAAUCUGGUGAGUUUCUCCUUCAGUAGAGUCAGAAGAGCCUCAUCGUCCUAAUAUGCAGCAAUUCCCUUUAAGAGUGAGGAUGUUUAGAUCAGACUUCAGUGCAGGAAUGACUAUUUUAAUCCCUAAAUCAUAAAUGUUUUACAGCUUGAUUUUACUCUCAUGUCUCUGAUUUUAUUUUUGCAUCAGUUUUCUGAAAAACAGAAACGUGCAUGAGUACAAAGAUGUGAAUUUUUUAUGUUUCCUGCUCUAUAAAGCCCUUUGUGAGGCCAUUUUUAAAUGUCAUUCAACCCAAAAGCUUCAUUAAAGUUGGCCUUUUCGAUUCAGAGAAAGGAUUAAACUGUAAGUGAAGAGACUGACGGAUCUCAUUAGAGCUGAACUCUGUGCCCACAAAGUGAAGUUCAGGCAUGAAAGCAUUCCUCUGCUGUGAGCUGUCAGGGACUCUGGUAGAAAUCACUGCUAUUAUCUCUGACAUUAGGGACAAUGAACCAGAAAUUAAAAGGAGAACACACAAGAAGACACAAACAGGACUGAGAGGAAACAGUAAAAGAGGGCUCGGUUCGUCUUUAGUUCUCAGCGUCAUUUUCUUGCGGUAGAUUCCUGAGAUGUUUUCUGCAAGUUUCCUCCGUCGACUUGUUGCUCUGCCUCCACCUGCUGGUGCAAACCUGAUCCUCGUCUCCUCUACAGCUGCUCCGAGUGUUUUAAGAUUAAAACUCACUCCUGUGUGUCUGUUCGGUGUUUCAGCGCCUGAUUGAAACCGCGUCCUGGGGCGACGAUCCUGCAGCCAUCGAUCAGCAGCUCAUCAGCCACCAGAGGUUUCACAGCUCCAUCCAGAGGAGCCCUGAGGUGGACCGGGCCAGAGAUGACCUGGUGGGUUGAUAACACACACUGAUGGGAAAAUUCACAACCACUCGAGCAAACAUUUCAGGAUAUUUGAGCUUCCUGUUUUUGUCCCGCAGAUGAAAAAAGGCGACAAAGGGAAUCUCCACGCUCUGGACCAAGAAUGGGACAGUCUCCAGGUACGCAAAGAGAUAAAAACUGAACUUUACCUCCAUGAUAUUUUACUUCCCAUGUACUUAAAUUUCCUGUUUUUGUUCCCCGUGUUAGAAAUUGUCAUUCGGGCGGACCCAGCAGCUGCAGGACCUGCAGCAGAUCAUCCAGGAGAUGUCCAGAGAGAUCAUGUGGGUGAACGACAGAGAGGAGGAGGAGCUGGUGUUCGAUUGGGGAGAGAAAAACAUCGACACGUACAUCCCCAAGAAGCAGGAGAGCUACUCGGUCAGUGAAUGCUCCAUAAAUCUGAUCUGAUUAUAAUAUUUUGGAGUUUGAUUCGUGCUGAUUAUCAUUCUUGGCAAUCCUGUGAGUCUAAAUUACUCUGAUUCCUCUUUGUGAAGUUAAUCUGCAUCUCAUCCGGGAGUAAUCAUCCGUGAUAGAUUUGAUUUUGGCAGCUGCAGUCACUCAUCCUCUGAAAGCGAAGCUGCAGAGCUCCUCUUUCUGAACCUCUUCUUCCUCUCCGACAGAAACUGAUGAGCGCCCUGGAGGACAAAGAGAAGGACCUGAACAAACUGAAGGGCAAAGUGGACACCCUCCUGAAGAACAACCAUCCAGCUGCAGACAAGAUCGAGGUGCGGGUUCAUCCAAUCAUCACGCCGAAGUAUCAUUAUAAGUGUGUUUUGAGGGUCAGACCUGUGUGUGAAUCUGUGUGUGUGUGAUUUCAGGCCUACAAGGACACUCUGCAGACUCAGUGGAGCUGGCUCCUUCAAAUCACCAAAUGCAUCGACACUCACCUGAAGGAGAACGCGGCUUUCAGCCAGGUAACAGGAGCUUCUCAGAUCAUCCAAAUAUAAUCUCCAAAGUACAGUCCAAACUCUGUGUCUCCAAGACUUCAUCCAAAACAUGAAACAUCUGUCGACAGUUCUUCAAAGAGGCCAAUGACACGUACAACGCCCUGCAGAAGGAGCACGAGACGGUGCGUAAGAAGUUCAUCUGUGACAAGGACACGUCUCUGGAGGACCUGCUGGAGCUCCUCAGGGGACUCGAGGUACAUCAGCUUCUUACGGCGAGGCUUAAACCUUCAGCCUGUUAUUAUUAUUUGUUAGGUUAGAUCUUUAUAUGUAAUAAUUGUCUACAUUGGUAAUUUUGCUGUUUUGUCCAACGUCAGAGGGAGAGGGAGAAGAUCAUGGAAAACAAGAGGCAGGUUCAGCAUCUGGUCAGCAGGUCAAAGAGCAUCGUGAGGCUGAAACCCAGAAACUCUGAAGAGAAGAGCAGCAGCCCGGUCAUCGUCAAGGCGCUGUGUGACUUCAAACAAGACCAGGUAGGACUUCUGAUGACCUUCAUUCAGCCUCGUAAAUAAAACACAGCUGACUCUUACAUGUGCAGACAUCUGCAAUUAAAUGAGUGCAAAUUCAGGAUUGAUUGAUUGAUUGAUAAACUCACUUCCGUCUGGCUCCACAGAAAAUAAUCUGUAAGGGGGACGAGGCGAUCCUGAAGGACAACAGUCAGCGCAGUAAGUGGAACGUCACCGGCCCUGGAGGACUGGACAUGAUGGUUCCCUCUGUGUGCCUCAUCGUACCUCCUCCAAAUCCGAUCAGCGUCAGUUUGGCCAACAAGUAAGAAAACACCAAGACGAUAUAAAAAGACGAUCAAUAUGUUUGAUAUGUUUUAAAGAGUUGUCUAUGUGUGAUUUAAAGGAACGAGCAGUACUACGAGGCCAUCCUGUCCAUCUGGAAUCAGCUCUACAUCAACGUCAAGAGUCUGGUCGCCUGGCAGUACUGUCUCCUGGAUAUCAAGCACAUCAACUCCCUCACCAUCUCCAUGGUAACCCUAAAUUUCAAAAUAAUGCUGCGUUCAAGUUACCUCAGAAGUCAGAUGUUGGAGCUGAAAAUGACGUCACACCUGAGUUCCCAGCAAUUCAGUUACCAAGUACCGAAAGUCAUUUUAGCGCUUGCCCUGUCUGAAUAUAAGGCAAGCACUAAAAUAAUUUUCGUAGAUGUAGCCAUCUUGUUUCCGCCUCUGAUUUUGCCUUUUUCCGACUUGGUAACAGAAACCGCACGUCAUUUUCAGCUCCGACAUCUCACUUCCGAGAAAGCUCCUGUGAGGAACUUUUAGCUAUAGCCAAAUGGUGUGUUCCAGUUGUACUUGAAAGUCGGGAUUUCUGAGCUCUGGGUCAGAACUUUCAAUCGGAACGACUCCCAAGGCCACAUUUCCGGCUUGGCGGUGCUGGUUGUAAACAGCUACCUUCCUCGCCUUUGCGUUUCCUCUUCAUCCACCAUGUUUGCAGGUUGCAGAAGGACGGCAUAUUUGUCCAGAGGUUGUUCAUAUCAGACAAGGAGAAUAUUUUGUAGAUUGAGCCAUCUUGGUUCUACUUCCGUUUUUGGCCGUUGGCUACUGUUUUCCGACUUUGUAACUGAAACGCUGAUAACUUUUGUGUGACGUCAUUUCCACUUCCGACUUCCGAGGUAAAUGGAACGCACCAAAAGUAAUCCUUUCUGUUUUACACAACAUCAUUCUGCAGAUAACAGCUGCUCUGACACUGGAGAGCCCACAUAUCGAAGUGAAAUGUUUGGACUGAGUCUUGUCUGCUCUCUGAGCUCUUUGAUAGAUGAUGUGUGUGUGUGUUUCUGUGUCCAGUUGGCCAAGAUGCGUCCUGAGGAGUACCGCCAGCUCAUCAAGAGUCUGGAGACUCACUUUGAGGAGUUCAAGGUGAGCUGCGUAGGCUCCCAGAUGUUUGGAGACGAGGACAAGAGGAACAUGGAGGAACAAUUCAACGGAGCCCAGAACCACUAUGAGACCCUGGUGGUGCAGCUGCCGACGUACAGUCAGUAUUCCUUUUUGUUGUGUUUGCAUGAAAAUAACCUCAACCAACACAGGGCUCUGGACAUGUAGAGCCAAAGGGUUUUCUUCAUGACACAUUUUCUUCACUCUUCCACUCUCAGUUAUUCAGGAGGAUUCAGCAGGAUCCGCUCAGGCAGUCGAUCUGCAGCAACAAGAGCUGCUCCAGCAACAGGAGAUGAUGCGCCAACAGGAGCUGCUGCGCCAACAGGAGCUGCUUUUACUACGACAGCAAGAAGCGGAAGCGGAGGCCAGGAGGCGGGAGGAGGAGGCCAGGAGGCUGGAGGAAGAACGGCGUUUAGCAGAGCUGAAAAGACAGGAAGAGAAGAGAGCAGAGGCGGCGAGGAGAGAGGCCGCAAAGAAAGAGGCGUCUAGGAAAGAGCAGACGAUUAGGAAGGAGUCUGCGAAGGGGGUAUCGGCACUGCCGGGGAAGAAGAAGGUGGUGACGCAGACCACUGUGUCAUCUUCCCACAGCUUGUCUGACCUGCACGCGCUCAGACUGAGGCUUGACGGUGCUGAGGACACGCUGAGUCAGCAUGUGCAUAUCUGCCUGGGAGACGAGGGGGUGCAUGACUGCGGCCUCAAGAUCUCACAGCUGGAGGUAGACGCAAGAACCCAGACAUAAAAACACAUCUUUAAAAAACACAGUUAUAAACCACAAUAACCAUGUGUGUCCAUGAUUCCUUCAGACGGUGCAGAGGGAGGUGGACUCGAUGCGCGAGGAGUUCUUGCGUCUCAGAGAUCGAAUCACGAAGGAGCUGGAGGGCAUGAAUGAUUCCGAUAAGGCCCAGUUCCUCCGCAGUGAGAUUGGAGUCAUCAACCAAAGACUGGGAGGUCUGGAGAGCAGCUCCUCAGCUUAUCUACAGCGGUAUGUGUGCCGCAAAAAAAACACUCUUUUAAAAAAAAUCUUUAAAAACAAAUAUGAAGGUGAAACUGACUGGAAGCUUCAUGUCAGUUUGUAAUUGAAAACUCUUUAAGGGCGCCAAUAAUCAAUGUUUAUUUUUGAAUUGAUUUCCACAUUAGACAAAUUUCUUUCUUAGUUUAACUUUAAACGGAGCAAACCAAUGUGACAAACUGAAAUCACUGUUAACAUAAAUGUAUUGAUCUCCUCUUUCUGUCAGGCUGCGGGCUCUAAGGGACAUGCUGGAGAGCGUGGCUCGAGCUGAAGACAUUGUGAAAGUUUAUGAGGCGAGACUUACAGAGAAAGAGACCACCUCUCUGACUCCCAGUGAAGUGGAGGAGUAUAUUCUGGCCCUGAGGGUAUUUUUUUACUGUUCUUCAUCUGCAGAAAAAUCCUUGACAUGUGUUUCUGGAAUAAAAAGCCUCAUAAGAUUCUGAGUCCAUCGUCUCUUUAACUGUCCUUUUCAUUCGAGCCGUAUUUUCUUUGUGUGUCUGAUUUAUAGAACAUGAAAUCAGACCUGGACAUGAAGAAAGAUGUUCUGAGUGCCAUGGAGUCGGAGCUGUCCAAGGCAAGUCACUGGAACGGCCAGGUGGGGGCGCCCUUCCACAGGUGCGACAUGAUGCUGUCCAAAUACACCGAGCAGGUGAACCUGCUGUCGGACCGCUGGAGACGAAUCCUUGGACAGAUUGACACCAGGUAUGACCCUCUAUCUAUGCCGGCGAGGUAAUUCUUAAAACUGCAGUUCCUCUAGUGUCCACUUGAGGCCGGCAGCAAAAGCUAUUGGAGUCACAUACACACUCAUUCAUACGGGCCGAUCUUUUCAGCAAAAAUAAACAUGUUUACGACUUGGUUCAAAAUACAGUUUUGGUCUCAAACAGGCUCAACCCGGCCUUAGACGUUUCUGGGUGAUUCUCGUGAGGCUACAUUUAUAUUUUGCACAUUUAAUGGGUGAAUUGCAAUCUACUGCCAUUUGUUGUCGAGGGGGAGAUCCACCUAGAGUUACAUUUCAUGAGGCCGAAAAUUUCAGUGCAUAUCCAUAAAAGUGAUGCUUAGGAGAGUUGCUCCAUUCUUCCCUUCUCAGGGUCCAAGAUCUGCAGAUGUACCAACCUCAGCUGAACCACUACACACAAACCAGCACCUCCCUGAGCGACUGGAUUGAUGCAACAAAGAGAAAACAAGACACCCUGCAGGCCACCAAGAUAGAGAACGUCCAAGUUCUGCAGGACCAACUCAACAACGUGAAGGUCUCAUGCUCCGCCCUUUACUGUGACAUCAUCUAACCCACCCUGGGUGCUUGUUUGGAGACCGUGUCCAUGUGUUCAACCAUCAGAGCCCUGAUGUUACCUGACCUUAUAUCUCUAUGUGUUUUUAAGGCUCUGAACGGAGAAAUCAAAUCCAAGAGAGGGACUGUGGACAGCGUGCUGAAGGACAAUGAUGCCUGUGUGGUUUCUAUCAGGGUAAGGAGACCCACAGUGAUUUUACAGACUCCAAACCUACAAAAAAAACAAUGUUUUUUUAUGGAUUAUAAUUUUUUUUAUUGUUUUACAGGAUUACGAAACAGACCUGAACUCCUACACCUCUGGUUUGGAGACUCUGCUUAACAUCCCGAUCAAGAGGACAAUGUUGAAGUCGCCAACCAUGGAUCUCAAUCUGGAGGUGAUGUCUUGAUUCUUCGUUUUUAUUCUAAUUUUAUUUCUUAACCUUAAGGACAAGAUUGAUCAGGGAAACAUCUGAGAUUCAGUGACGUUAAGUGAAGUUAUCCUGAGUAAAUCAUGACGGUGCUGUUUUUAUCUUUCAGGCGACACAGCUGCAGACGCGUUACAUGGAGCUGCUAACUCAGUCUGCUGACUACUACAAAUUCCUGGGAGAACUGCUCAAAAACAUGGAGGAUCUCAAGGUACCGAUCCUGUAUUUUUGGUGUUUGACAUCUAUGAUGGUUCUGCCCAUGAGAGCUGAGAGUCAUUACAUUCAUAGUUUUUGUGAUAUUUAUUGGAAUUCUGACUUUUGCUCUAAAAACAAGUUUUUACUAGAUCUGAAAUACGAGUUAUGGGGCUCACCAAAGGAAUAAAGCUUUAAACUGAACUCCUGCAUCCCGCCUGCCCCCAUGGUGGAGGUAAUGGUUAACCUCCAUUCCAUAAAGACUUAUGGAAGUACAUGGGCAGGAAUGAAACCAUUGUUUGAAACGGUUAUGACGUAUGGCGAGCAUAAAUAAGCCUUAAGGGAUAAAAGCUGUCAAAAAGCAGCGUAGCAGGUGCCAGUUUCACUUAGUGGAUGACUAUGGCCUUUGUGCACAGGUUAUAUUCCUCAUACUAGGCAGGUGGUCAGGGUUUGAACCCAAGCUGUGGCCUUUUACCAUCAUUACCCAGUCUCUCUCCCAGUUCUCUGCUUUAUCCACAGUCCCAGGUAACAAAGCCCCACGGGAAAAUAAAAUUGCAUGGCCUGUACAAAGGCUAUAGUCAUCAAGUGGGGCCCUGGUUUGAUUCCAAUCUGUGGCCCCUUUCCCAAAGCCACUCCCCACUUUCUCUCCCUCUGGUUUCUUGCUCUACCCACGUUCCUAUCCUCUCUAAAUAAUGGCACUAGUCAGAAAUUGUAAUUUACAAACACAAAAGUGCUGCUGCCAGACUUGCCUUCCUCACCACGUCUUCAGCAUGUCUUUGGAGUAGAUUGGUCUCUUUAUCUCUCCUUUUUUGCAUUUUUAUAUCGGUAUAUUGGUUGCACUGCAAAUGCAAAUUCAGAUGACAAAAGUGUCCCCCGAAAUAAGUUGCACUUCCUCUAUACUGAUCAUUGCUUUGUCUUCUUGUAAACACAGAUGCGUAACACCAGGAUUGACCUGUUAGAAGAAGAGCUCCGUCUGCUGAAAGACGACAUGCAAGAUCAAAAUGCCAAGAACAAAUCUUUGCAGGAAGCCCUCGGUCGCAUGCAGCUUGAGCUGUCUGACUCUAAAGAUCAGCUAGCAUCUAUGGAAGAGGUGAAAGCAGUUGCAGCGCUCCAGGUGUCUGCCAGCAAGGAUAGCCUGGGCAACACCCAGGGCAAGCUGGCAGACCUCACCGAACAGGUGGAUCGUCUCACCUACCUGCUGGAGGAAGAAAAGAGGAAGAAGAGGCUGGCAGAGGAACGCUACACCCAGCAGCAAGAGGAGUACGAGUCUGUGCUGAGGAAGAGGCAGAAAGAGCUGGAGACGGUUAGCUGGACCAAGGUGGAGUUAGAGAAGAGUGUUGCAAAUAAGGAGCAGGAGAUUGAACAGUUGCGGCGGCAGCUGGCUGAUGAGGCAGCGAGAGUGAAGGAGCUACAGAGGGAGAUUUCAAAGGUAAGGAGCCAAUGCAGUACGGAGAUCAAUAACUUAAAACUCAACUUCGAAUCCCAGAUCCAAGUUAGCCGGACAGACGUGCAGAGGCUGGCAGCCCAGAAGGAUGAGAAUUCAGCCGAGCUCCAACUGCAGUAUGACAAAGUUGAGGCAGAGAGGAGGGAACUGGAGGAUGAGCUGAGGAGGCUGAGGCUGUCCCUGAACCAAGCUGAGGAGCAAAGGAAGAGGGCAGAGGAAGAAGCUCAGAGUCAGCGAGCCGUCAUUACAGAGGAUGGACGCAGGAGGAGAGAGCUGGAGAGUAAGGUGGAGGCGCUGAUGAGGCAGAGAGACGAUGAGAGCAGCCAGUUUGAGAGUGAGCUGGCUGAAGCCAUGAAACGCCUGCAAGACAAGACUGAAGAGCUGGCUUAUGUCUCACACAGUCUGGAAGAGGAGACACGCAGGAGGAAGACUAUAGAGGAAGGACAGGCUGUUCUUGAACAGUCCUUGUCCCAGAUGCAUUCAAAGCUAGGCAAUGCAUCGAUGACCAUGACUCAGCUUCGUGAGAGCAAGGAUGAGCUUGAGAAGUUGCGUUUGGAGUUAGAGAGGGAAAGCAGAGAGAGGAGCAGAGUAGAGCAGAACAUGAGCAGGCUGCAGGGACGUAUGAAGGACCUGCAAGGUGUGAGAGAUGGGCUCGAGAGCCAGUUGGAGGGCCUGAGGGAGGCUAACCAAGAGGAAGUUGCCAGAAGAAAGCAGUUAGAAACAGAGCUUGAGACGACCACCACAACGAUGACUGAGUACAACCGCACCAUCAACACGCUACGCCAGAGCCAAGAAAACGCCAGCUUGUCAGGGAAGAAAGUUGAAGAAGACCGUCUUCGUUUACAAGGAGAGCUGGAGGAAAGCUUGAAACAGAACAAGACCUCCGAAGAGCGUAUGACACAGCUUAGUGCCGAGCUGAAGGCCCUGCAGCAACAACUCCUCCAGGAGCAGGCCAGAGUCAAAGAGGCUAACCUCAAGAACGAGAGUCUCUAUAAAACCAUAGAGGAGAGGAAUAAGGUGCUGAAUGAGAGCUCUGUUGAGCUCCAAAGACUGAAAGAGCUGACAGAAAGCCAGACCAAAGAGAGGCUGAGGCUGGAGGAGGAGAUGAGGACAGCCAAACAUGACAAAGAGGAACUCCUGAGAUCCAAACAGGGGCACGAUGAAGAGCUCUCCUCCCAGAUCACUUCCCUUCAGCUGCAGCUCCAGACCAGUGAACGCAGUAAUUUAGAUUACCGCAACCUGGUCUCAGAGCUCUCCUCGGAGAGGGAGAAACUCAAGCUGGAGGCCGAGCAAAUACAAAAGCAGGUUACAGAGGUACAUGGAAGUUUGGCUCUUAGUCCUGGAAUGGUCUCAUCUUUCCAAAUCAGAGUCCUAAGUUGGAUCAAUCAAGUAGCUAUCACUGUCUGUAGGCAAACACAUGCUUGCAUGCUGGAACACUUCUUGUAGAAGUCUUCCACUUGGAAACUCUGAUUUGAACACAUACCUGUGUAUGUGUUUAAAUAGACCUGCACGCAAAUGCCUCUCUGCUCGCCGUCUCGCUUAAGCUGUGCUGUUUGCAUGAUUUUUUUUUGCUGUUUUCUUUAGCUCUGAAUGAUUUUGAAUGCCAAUGAUGUUGUUUGAUUAUUGUUUGUCACGUUUUAGUUCUAUCAUAGUUGUCUGUAAAAUAUAUUUUGCAAACAUGUGAAUACAGCAUGAAUGCAGGCCUGAAAAGACGACUGCCAAAAUCUUCAUCGCUCAAGUCUUCGAUGCAGUUUAAAACCCUUCUGUUGUGAUCGGCAUUUACCAUUGGGCAUCGGAUAUUUGUGCUGUUUCCCAUAUUUGCAGAAUAUAGAUAAAAACUUUUUAAGGUGACGAAACUAGUGAAACUAGUUGGUUUUAGUUGUAGUGACUGUUGACAGUGUAGCGUCUGGAAGGUUUGUCUGUCUGCAGGAUUGGGAAGGUUGAAUUCACAAUAAACAUCAACAGCCUUUUAGUGGUUUUAAGUAAAACUAGCUCACGUAACACACAAAAGAACUAUUGAAAUCAAGACAGGUAACAGUAAAGGCUAUUAAAAGGGGUCCAAGAGAAAAAUGUAAUAAAGUUUAAUGGGGUACUCACACCAAGCACGAAUAAAAUCAUCUACUCGCUUGAUUAGUGCAAAUCUAGAUGCGUGAAUGAAUAAUAUUUACUCAUUUGCGCGUUAACAGUCAUUUCAACGGUAAUCCCUGCCAAUUUAACCGGUGGGAUGAAGUGAUAGACAAAGGGUUUUUUACAAUUUACCAGGUAAUCCGGCUUCCUCACUCAAUUUCCUCCAGAUUCUGUGAUUGAAGAAAAGGUAUCUUACAAUUCGGGGCACCCACACACCGACUCGACCAGUUUGUCCUCCAUUUUAGACACCUGUGAACAACCGUCUGUUUUCACACGUCACCCGGCAACCUUCGUGCUGAUUGGUCAUCGUGAUGCAAUUUGAGACAUUUUCAGCUUCUGUCCAAUUUCGCGCCAUUUGCACCUCCUGAGUCACACGAAUGAUUUUACUCGCGCUUGGUGUGUGGAGACAGUUAAAGCUCCAGGAAGGGUAUUAAGUCAUACCAAUGUUGCUCAGGUAACAUCUCUGAAAUCCAACACUGAUACAUUUCCGACAAUUAAACUUUAUAGGUAAAGUCUCAGAUAGUGGAAUGGGUGGAAGGGUGGCUAGGAUUGCUCACUGAAGGCUGCCUGCAGUGUCUGCAGACAUUAUUUGUGAUACAAUGGGAGCACAAGUGUCGGCAAAUUUCAAAAUGCCAUCAAUCUUUCUCCCUGUAGUCUCUGGUGUUUUACCUAUUUACUUUUACUUCCCAGUCUUGUAAGACAUGUUGAUUUUAUGUUUUUCUGAAGUCGUUUGUAAUAUAUUGUUCAACAGAUGCAGUUGAUCUUAAUUAUAACAUGUCUGUUUCUUUUCAUAUGUGAAUUUUGUAACUGCUUUGGUCUAAUUUUACAAGAUUUCUCAACUUAUUUUUGAGUAAACUAACUUUUUGUUAUCUAUGCUCUCUCUCCACUCUUCUCCCUCUUUUUUCUGCAGAUAACAGCCAACAUGCAAUCAAUCCAAUCCAAGUACAACGACGUUGUGUCUGAGAGAGAUGAUCUGUUGCGGAGACUGCAAAUGUCAGAAAAUGACAAAGACCGCAUCAAAAGGCUAGAGGAAGAACUCAAUCGCAUUAAGCUCUCACUAGAGUCCGAGCUUCGCAAUAAGCAACGCCUGCAGGAAGAGAUUGAGAGGUUGAAGAGGGAUUUAGCUCACUGGAAAGACCAGUUUGAAAGUAAGCAGGACCUGAUCAAGCAAUAUGACACAGACAAGGACCGUCUGGAGAGAGAAAAGAAUUCACUGAAAAGCGAGAUAGAAAGGCUGAUGAGAGAACUCAGGGAGCUUGAAGAAAUGUACAAAGGUAAGCUGGCAGCAAUCCAGAAAGAACUAAAAGAGAUGACAUCUCUCAGGCUAAGCAUGGAGGCUGAGCUGAAGAAAGCUAAAGAGGCUCCAGCCUUGGAUGCCUCCAGUGUGAUUUUUGAUGGAGUCCGCAAGAAAGUCACUGCAGACCAGUUACUUGACUGCGGUGUUUUGGACAAACCAACAUUUAGCCAGCUCGCAAAGGGGCACAAGACUGUCCCCGAGGUGGCUGCUGACAAAAAAAUCAACCUGAAAGGUACAGGACCUAUAGCUGGGGUGGUAGUUGAAGGUCAGAAAGGUCCAGGGUCUGGAAAUGGUCUCCAAUUCAAGAUGACAUUUGACGAAGCAAAGAAAGAUGAUCUUUUGCCACCGGAUAGUGUUGAUCUGCUUCUUGAUGCUCAGGCUGCCACAGGUCACAUCAUUGACCCCAGAACUAAUGAGAAAUACACAGUUGAAGAGGCGUGUGAUCAAGGUGUGGUUGAUGAAAAGGACAGAAAGAGGCUGUUGGCAGCAGAAGCUGCAGCUGUGGGUUUUAGCAGUCCUUCUGCAAGCAAACCCCUUUCAACAUUUGAGGCCAUGAAGAAAGGGCUCAUUGACAAGAACACAGCCCUGCGCCUGCUUCAGGCUCAGGAGUCUGUUGGGGGCAUCCUAGAUCCAGAACUGAGUGUGUUCCUUCCCAAGGACACAGCCAUUGAGCGUAAUCUAAUCGAUGAUAACAUAUACCGUGCUCUGAAUCAGAAGCCUGAGCUCUACCUGGACCCAGAAAGUGAGGAGGGUGUGACCUACAUGUCACUGAAGAGGAGAUGUAAGGUAGAGCUGAACACUGGCCUUCUGCUUCUUCCUGUCCCCGAGAGGGUAGAUUCAUCCAAACUGGUCUUUGAUGGUGUUCGUAAACCUGUCACAGCUAAGCAGCUGGUUGAUUGUGGUGUGCUGGACAAGCCAACUUUUAAAGAUCUAGAAAAGGGGAAGAAAUCUAUCCCAGAAGUGGCUUUGGAUAAGAAAGUCUAUCUAAAGGGGACUGGAUCAAUUGCUGGUGUGGCAGCUGGACCUGUUGGCAAGAUGUCUUUUUCAGAGGCCAAGAAGCAGAAACUCAUGCCUGUAGAAAUUGCAGAUUUGUUUCUAGAUGCUCAGGCAGCCACAGGUCACAUCAUUGACCCAGUAACCAAUGAAAAGCUUACAGUAGAUGAAGCAUGUGCCAAUGGAGUGGUGGAUAGCAAGGAUGGAGAUAGACUCUUAACAGCAGAAGCUGCUGCUGUUGGCUUCAGGGAUUUCAGUGCACCUCAGCCUCUAUCACUGUUUGGAGCAAUGAAGAAGGGAUUAGUUGACCAGAAGACUGGGUUACGUCUGCUGCAGGCCCAGGAGUGUGCAGGUGGCAUUUUAGAUCCAAACCUCAGUGUGUUCCUCCCAAAAGAAACAGCUAUCGAGCGUAACCUCUUGGAUGAGGACCUCUCUCACGCUCUAAACAAGAAGCCUGAGUGUUACAUUGACCCAGACACCCAGGAACCAACUUCCUAUUUAUCGCUGAAGAAAAAAUGCAAAGUAGAACCAAGCACAGGGCUAUUGCUUCUACCUGAACCCAAAAAGCCAGUAACUGUCCAGGGUCUCAGAGACCAGGUAUCUGUCAUGGAUUUAGUGGAUGCAAAUCUGCUGAAACGUUCUGAUAUGGACCAACUGAAGACAGGCAGAUUGACAAGCAGGGACAUUGAAGACCGUCUGAGCCCUUACCUAAGCGGUUCUACCUGUAUAGCAGGGAUUUAUGAUGAGGCCAAUGACAAGGUGUUGCCCGUCUAUCAGGCCAUGAAAGAAGGGCUGUUGCGACCUGGGACCACUCUGGAACUGCUUGAAGCCCAAGCUGCCUCUGGUUUUAUAGUUGAUCCGAUCAACAACCUUUACCUGAGUGUUGGUGAUGCCUACAGCAAAAGGCUCUUUGGGCCAGAGUACAAGGACAACCUGUUGUCCGCAGAGAGGGCUGUGACUGGUUUCAAACUGCCUGGUACAGACAAGACCAUCUCCCUCUUUCAGGCUAUAGAGAGAGGUCUGGUGGAGAAGGGUCAUGGUAUCCGUCUGCUUGAAGCACAGAUUGCCAGUGGUGGCAUAAUUGACCCUGAGCACAGCCAUCGCAUUGACACAGACGUAGCCUAUCAGAAAGGUUACUUUGAUGAGAAAAUGAACAAGAUCCUGACUAAUCCAACUGCUGAUACCAAGGGUUUCUUUGACCCUAACACAGAGGAAAACCUUACAUACAAAGAGCUUAAGAAACGCUGUAUCACAGACAAGAAAACCGGCCUCCUCGUUUUGCCUAUCCAUGACAAGUCCAAACAAGAGUCGACUCUGAGAAAGAGGAGGGUGAUUAUUGUCGACCCAGAGACAAAUAAAGAGAUGACAGUACGUGAAGCAUAUGACAAAGGAUUGAUUGACUAUGACACAUUCAUUGAGCUGUCUCAGCAGGAGUGUGAGUGGGAGGAGAUCACUAUCACUGCUCCGGAUGGUUCCACAUCAUUUCAAAUAGUUGACAGGAAGACGGGAAGAGAAUAUGAUAUAACUGAGCUGCUCGAACAAGGUGUAAUUAGUCAGUCAGAACUAAGUCAGUACAAAUCGCGUACCAUUACCCUCACCCAGUUUGCAGAUAUCAUAACAAAAAAGACCAAACAGGGAUCAUCGUCGACUUCAAGAUCCUCAGCAGCUUCAGGUAAUUCCUCAGUGACGUCUACGUCAUCCUCAUCAUCCUCCUCUAGAGCAGCAGCUUCUCCAGCAGGUUCAUCCUCAGUGACAAUAUCAUCAUCUUCUUCUUCUAGAACUUCAGCUGCCCCGGUCACGUCGUCUGUAACUUCAUCAUCAACUAUGAGAACAUCAGGGACCUCAGGUUCCUCAUCUAUGACAUCUUCAUCAUCUUCUUCUAAAACUUCAGCUGUCCCAGUCAUGUCAUCUGUAACUUCAUCAACAACUACGAGAACAUCAGGGACCUCAGGUCCAUCAUCAACUACGAGAACAUCAGGGACCUCAGGUCCAUCAUCAACUACGAGAACAUCAGGGACCUCAGGUCAAUCGUCUAUGACAUCUUCAUCAUCUUCAUCAUCAGCCCAGACCAGACCCAUGUCACCAACCCUCACCAAGUUGACCACAACAAGAACGACUGUCACAGAGCGAAGCUCUUACUCAGAGCGAAGCUCUUACUCAGAGCAAAGUUCCACAUCAAGCAGUGUUUCCCGGGACUCGCCUGACACAGUCAGAAAUAUAUCCAGUGUAUCUAUCUCUCUGGCCUCCCCUGUCAUGACGAUGGGAGAACAGGCACCUGUAGGUGCCAUUUUUGACACAGAAACUUUAGAGAAGAUUUCAAUCACAGAGGCUUUGGACCGGGGCAUCGUGGAUACCAUCACUGCCCAAAGACUGCUGGAGGCCCAGGCAUGCACGGGUGGUAUCGUCAACCCUGCCAAUGGCCAAAGGCUUGGCAUUCAAGAGGCCACACGUCAGGGCUUAAUAGAUGAGGACAUGGCCUCUAAACUCAAGCCUGCCCAGAAAGCUUAUGUAGGCUUCGAGGAUUUAAAAACCAAAAGGAAGAUGUCUGCUGCUGAGGCCAUGAAGGAGAAGUGGCUGCCAUAUGAGGCUGGGCACAGGUUCCUCGAGUUCCAGUAUAUAACAGGGGGGUUUCAGGACCCAGAAAAUGAUUGUAGGAGAUCUAUACAAGAUGCUUUGAGCAUGGGCUGGCUGGAUGCGAGAGCUGCCCAAAGGCUCCAAGACUUGAAAAGUCACUCAAAGAACCUGACAUGCCCCAAGACCAAACUUAAAAUCUCAUACAAAGAUGCUUUAGAUAACUGCAUGUCGGAGGAAAGCACUGGAGUGCGAAUGCUUCCUGCUUCAUCAAUGUCUUCCACAGGGAUCAGCAGUCCUUACAAUGUCUCCUCUGCACCUGGAUCCACUACUGGUUCAAGAAGUGGCUCCCGAAGAAGCUCCCGCAGGAGCAGUCUGGACUUAGGCUCCCCUGUCACGACAUCUAGUCGCUACAGCUUCACCUCCACCUCCUUCAGCAGCACCACCGAAUAA
Messenger RNA from Xyrichtys novacula (pearly razorfish), 19965 nucleotides. The record is from the annotation of a GenBank genome assembly. NCBI's taxonomy places the organism in Eukaryota, Metazoa, Chordata, Actinopteri, Labriformes, Labridae.